AGACCCUAUAAUUCGUCUAUAGCGAUUGGUAGCAUCUCUGAUUUGAUACUUGAGAUAUUUUCAAAAAUAGCCAAUUGAUAUUGCCUUAGUCGCAGAUCAAGCCAGUGCCAAAAACUCCACACUGCUACAUUUAGCGCAGACGCGUCUGUCAGUCGAUUUUCAGCUUUUUAGACCUGACGGCGUUUUCCAGCCCAACGUACUAUAUUGCAUCUCUUAUCUAUAAUUACAAAACAGUUUUCUGUUGAAGUGCAGCUUGAUUGCAACGUGAAGUUUUUAUAAAUGACGCUACGAGAGGCAGGAAAGUGAAAACUUAUGAACGCAAUGACUGAUUGCCGAGCUUUGAUAGCAAUCGCGGUUAUAAAAGAUUAAAUAAUUAAAUAUUGUCGUGCCCAUUAGCGCUCCAAAGUUACGAGAAUGGAGAGGCAAUGUGAAAGUGUAAACAAAUAAAAAAAAACUACGAUAGCUAAUUGGAAAGAUGAUAUUUUAUGCGUUAGUCGGAAGUUAUGUUCUCACGUCAGUAUUAUUGUUUAAAUACCCAAUGCUUGUGCACAAAAAGAAAAAAGUCAAAUUCAUUUGUCAGCAUAUUAGUCAUAGAGGCGGUGCAGGAGAAAGUUAUGAGAAUACAUUGAGUGCUUUUCAGAGAGCUGUGGCUUUGGGUACACAAAUGUUGGAAUUGGAUUGCCAUUUGACAAAAGAUGGACAAGUUGUUGUUUCUCAUGAUCACAAUCUUUUAAGGAGCACAGGACUUGAUAAAAAUAUUAGUGAGCUUGAUUUUGAUGAUUUGCCUUUAUUGAAAACUAGGCUACCAAUAGAUUUUGAUCCAGGGGCUUAUUAUGAGGGUUCAGAAAAUAAAGAAGAAAGAAAAUUUGUAUUGCUCGAAGAAGUUUUUAAAAAUUUUCCCCAAUUACCAAUAAAUAUUGAUAUAAAAAUUAAUAAUGAUGAACUUAUAUACAAAGUAUCAGAGUUAAUAAAACAAUAUAAACGAGAAGAUUAUACAGUAUGGGGUAAUUUUAGCGAUGAGAUUACUCAAAAAUGUUAUAAAAUGAAUCCAAAUGUUAAUUUGUUAUUUUCUAUGAAAAGAGUUAUACUCUUGAUUAUUUACAUGUAUACUGGUCUUUUACCAUUUGUGCCUCUUAAAGAAACACAUCUUGAAAUAUUUCUGCCAUCAAUAUAUUUCAAGAAAAUGGAUAGACCUAUUCCACCUUUUCUGCCAAUUGACAAAGUUUUCUUAAAAGCCAUGAAUAUACUUUUAAUGAGACCAUCUUUAUUCAAUCAUUUGCAAGCUCGAGGAUUGCAUGUUUACUUGUGGGUAUUGAAUAAAGAAGAUGAAUUCAGAAAGGCUUUUGAGCUUGGAGCUACUGGUAUAAUGACUGAUUAUCCUUCAAGAUUGAAGUUUUUUUUGGAAAAGAAUAAACUAAAAUGUACAAGUUAAAAACUGAAUAUAUUAAUUAAAAAGCAAAAAAAGCAUCAAAAUUAAAGUUCAGUAAGUAUUACAAUUGUUUUCGUUAAUUGACUUAAAUAUUAGAUCCAAAGAAUUUUUUAUUAUUGUAAAAAUCACUCACUUUUUUUCCAAUUGAGUAAAAAGUACCACUUCUUUAUGAAUUUUACAAAGCAUAUGAGUGUUACACAAGAGGAAAUAAAAAAAAAUUAUUUUUACUGAUUUAGUCAUCAAGCAUAGUCUUUAAGAAGUGUAACAUAAAUUACUACCUAUUUUCUUCUAAAAUAAAAUAUUAAUUUAAUGAUGGAUUCACUAUAAUUUAUUUGCGCACAUAAAUGAACUGAUAGAUAAAUACCUUUUUAUAUAAUAUUGUUAAGUCUUCAUGCAAAAUAAUGAAU
Messenger RNA from Trichogramma pretiosum, 1836 nucleotides. RefSeq names its product lysophospholipase D GDPD1-like. Gene Ontology annotation, molecular function: phosphatidylcholine lysophospholipase A1 activity; phosphoric diester hydrolase activity. Bases 476 to 1432 code for a protein of 318 amino acids. The record is from RefSeq and is a predicted model, not a curated record. The transcript has 8 exons. Lineage: Eukaryota; Metazoa; Arthropoda; Insecta; Hymenoptera; Trichogrammatidae. Gene Ontology annotation, cellular component: endoplasmic reticulum membrane. Gene Ontology annotation, biological process: glycerophospholipid catabolic process.